AUGAAUCAGUCAGCAACCAUGUCGUCAUCCAUGCCAAUGGAGCUCAGCUUGCCCCAAGUGGUGCCGGGAGGUAAGCACUUCAGCUACUACGUCGCCAUCAGCGCGAUCCUGGUCGUGGCGUGGCUGUUCCAGUCGCGCAAGCAGAAGCUGCCUCUGCCGUUCUACAAGGCGGCCAAGACAAAAUGGAUGUUCGACGCCGAGACGUUGAUUCGCGACAGCUAUGGCAAGUUCCGCGAUACCGUCUACCAGAUCAAGGCGACAGAGGGCCUGCAGGUUCUCAUUCCCGCGAGUCUCAUCGGCGAGCUGAGAAGCCUGCCGGAAGACAUCCUCAGCGCGACGGAGGCCGUUGACGAGGCCAUGUUGAGCCGGUACACCAACUUCACGCUGGGCCCCCACGCCGACUUGUUGUCGACGCUUGUCCGAUGCAAGCUCUCCCAGAACCUGGCCAGGCUCGUGCCGCAGCUGAAAGGCGAGCUCGAGUACGUCGUGGCCACCGAGUUUCCCGAGUGCAGGGACUGGACACCGGUCAAGUUCCAACCGUUCGCGCUGCGAGCCAUCGCACGGAUCAGCGGCCGCGCCUUCGUGGGAUCCGACAUCAACCGCCAGGAGAAGUGGAUGGACAUCAGCAUCAACUUCGCCAUCCAUGUCUUCGUCGCCGUUGUCAAGAUGCAGCUGUUCCCCGAGUGGGCGCGGCCGGUUGCGCAGUACAUGGUGUCGGAGCUGCGACAGAUCACGAAAGACAUCGACCUCGCCAGCAACAUGCUGAAACCCGUCAUCGAGGAGAGGCUGCGUGACAUGGAGAUGCCCAACUACGAGGAUGCGCCCGACGACCUGAUCCAGUGGCUCGUGGAAGCGUUGCCCGCGGAGGAAAAGGUAGACGUCAGAGCACAGGCGCACUUGCAGCUCAUUCUGGCGGCGGCGUCGAUUCACACGACGAACAACCUCGUCACCGACUGCAUCUACGAUCUUGCGGCCAACCCAGAGGCGCAAGAGAUGUUGCGCGAGGAGGCGCAUCAGGUGUUGGUGGUUGAGCAUGGGUGGGCGAGGAAAGAGAGCAUGGCCAAGCUUAAGAAGCUCGACAGCUUCAUGAAGGAGACCCAGCGCUUGGCUGGCAACAUCACCUCCUUCAUCCGAAAGGUCAUCAAGCCCAUCCACCUCUCCGACGGCACACACCUGCCCUCAGGCACCAAGCUGCUAGCACCACAAGCCGGUAUCUCCCACGAUGAGCGGUACUUCGAGAACCCGGACACGUUCGACGCGCUGCGUUUCUACAAACUACGACAAAAGUCCGACGAGGACGCCAACAGGUGGCAGUUCACCAGCAUCAGCGACACCAACAUGAACUUCGGCGCCGGCAAGCACGCGUGCCCCGGUCGCUUCUUCGCGGGCAACGAGAUCAAGAUGAUCCUGGCCUACUUCCUGCUCAACUACGACAUCAAGCUCAAGGAGGGCGAGACGAGGCCGAAGCCGAUGGUCAUGGUCAUGAGCAAGUCGCCGGAUCCCAACGCCGAGAUCCUCUUCAGGCGGCGGACGGCGGCGGCGUAA
This is a messenger RNA of Colletotrichum karsti, 1545 nucleotides long. Its product is annotated as cytochrome p450. NCBI's taxonomy places the organism in Eukaryota, Fungi, Ascomycota, Sordariomycetes, Glomerellales, Glomerellaceae. Bases 1 to 1545 code for a protein of 514 amino acids. The record is from RefSeq and is a predicted model, not a curated record. Gene Ontology annotation, molecular function: monooxygenase activity; iron ion binding; heme binding. The transcript is spliced from 4 exons.